Beta vulgaris subsp. vulgaris (sugar beet) is the source of this 897-nucleotide messenger RNA. Its product is annotated as glycine-rich RNA-binding protein. Bases 85 to 597 code for a protein of 170 amino acids. The transcript has 2 exons. The record is from RefSeq and is a predicted model, not a curated record. NCBI's taxonomy places the organism in Eukaryota, Viridiplantae, Streptophyta, Magnoliopsida, Caryophyllales, Amaranthaceae. Gene Ontology annotation, molecular function: mRNA binding.
CCCCAAUUCUUCUUCGUGCUCUUCUUCACUUUCUUCAUUUCAACAAUUUUCUAGGGUUUCAUAUUUUCUCUCUCCUCAAAAAAAAUGUCAGAAGUCGAGUACAGAUGCUUCGUCGGCGGCCUUGCUUGGGCCACCGAUGACCGAUCAUUGGGCAGUGCUUUCUCUCAGUAUGGAGAUGUCGUUGAUUCGAAGGUUAUUCAAGACAGAGAAACAGGUAGAUCUAGAGGUUUUGGAUUCGUUACUUUCUCAUCAAAAGAAAGCCUCGACGCUGCAAUUGAAGCAAUGAAUGGAUCUGAACUUGACGGACGUCAAAUUACCGUUAACGAGGCGCAAUCUCGUGGUGGCGGAGGUGGUGGAGGCGGUGGAUUCCGCGGUGGAGGUGGUGGUGGAGGUUACGGUGGACGUCGUGAAGGUGGUGGUGGAGGAUACGGAGGUGGUGGUGGAGGAUACGGUGGACGUCGUGAAGGUGGUGGUGGAGGAUACGGUGGUGGUGGUGGAGGAUAUGGUGGUGGUGGAAACCGUGGUUAUGGCGGUGGAGGUGGUGGUGGUGACCGUUACUCUCGUGGUGGUGGAUCUGAUGGAAACUGGAGGAAUUAGGAUAUUUUAGAUUUUUUUUGUUUUUAAUUUGGGCUUUUGUUUGGGCCUAUUGGGCUUUUGAUUGGGCCUUUGGGGUUGGAAAAAAGCUGGAUCUAUGUUACUGUUUUUGAGUUGUUAUUGGGGUACUGUUUACUGUUACUGUUAAUUUUGAUCGCUGGUUAAUUUGUGGUGUUCUUCUUGGGUGAUUUGAGUUUACUAUAGAGAGUGGGAUGUUACUGUUAGUUUGUAAUUAAAACGAAAGUUUCAGUCUCGAAUUAAUGAAAUGAUUGAAUGCCAAAUAUCAAUUAUUUUCCUUGUCAA